Molecule: messenger RNA, 2320 nt
Organism: Phoenix dactylifera (date palm)
Lineage: Eukaryota; Viridiplantae; Streptophyta; Magnoliopsida; Arecales; Arecaceae
Product: glutathione-disulfide reductase
Biological process (GO): glutathione metabolic process; cellular response to oxidative stress; cell redox homeostasis
Cellular component (GO): cytosol; mitochondrion
Molecular function (GO): NADP binding; glutathione-disulfide reductase (NADPH) activity; flavin adenine dinucleotide binding
Source: RefSeq, a predicted model, not a curated record
GCGAAACCCUAGAAAUCGCUCGGACCUUCAAUUUCGGGAAGUAAGAAGGUUUGCUGUUGCGAAGAAAGAAAUUGAUCUGUUUUUUUUUUUUUUGGGAAAAACCUGUUUCUUCUCAUCUCUUGAAAGCUAAAUUUUGGCUCGCUUUCGUUUCUUUUUCGCCACAGCGAUCAUCUCAUCGUUUUCUUUUUUGACUAGGAGCGGAUAAGCAUGGCGAGGAAGAUGCUCAUCGACGGAGAGCUGAGCAAUUCCACCUCUGCUGAAGGGGAGCAGAACUACGAUUUCGACCUUUUUGUUAUCGGAGCUGGCAGUGGUGGUGUUCGUGCAGCCCGGACUUCUGCUGGCUUUGGAGCUAAGGUUGCAAUUUGUGAGCUUCCAUUCCAUCCAAUCAGCUCGGAAAUCGUUGGAGGAGUAGGUGGAACGUGUGUUAUACGUGGCUGUGUUCCUAAAAAGAUAUUGGUCUAUGGGGCUUCUUUUCGAGGUGAAUUUGAGGAUGCAAGAAAUUUUGGAUGGGAACUUAGUGAGCAAAUUAACUUCGACUGGAAAAAACUUUUGCAUAACAAGACUCAGGAAAUAAUUAGAUUAAAUGGUGUAUACAAGAGACUAUUGUCCAAUGCUGGUGUAAUGAUGCUUGAAGGCGAGGGCAAGUUAGUUGGUGCUCAUGCAGUAGAAGUGAUCCAACCUGAUGGUUCAAAGCUGCAGUAUUUGGCAAGACAUAUCUUGAUUGCAACUGGUAGCCGGGCUCAGCGUGUAAAUAUUCCUGGGAAGGAGUUGGCAAUCACUUCUGAUGAGGCCUUGAGCUUGGAUGAAUUACCCAAGCGAGCUGUGAUACUUGGUGGAGGGUACAUUGCGGUUGAAUUUGCUUCAAUAUGGCGAGGGAUGGGUGUUACAGUGGACUUAUUUUACCGAAAGGAACUUCCAUUGAGAGGUUUUGAUGAUGAAAUGAGAGCAGUUGUUGCAAGAAACCUUGAGGGCAGGGGAAUUAAAUUACACCCUGGGACAAACUUGUCGGAGCUGAGUAAAACUGAAGGUGGCAUAAGAGUUGUGACCGACCACGGAGAUGAAAUUAUGGCUGAUGUUGUUUUAUUUGCCACAGGUAGAAGUCCAAACACAAAGAGGUUGAAUCUAGAGGCUGUUGGUGUUGAGGUUGAUAAAACCGGAGCUAUAAAGGUUGAUGAGUAUUCUUGCUCUUCUGUUCCGAGCAUAUGGGCUGUGGGUGAUGUUACAAACCGAAUAAACCUCACUCCUGUGGCAUUAAUGGAAGGAACUUGCUUUGCUAAAACUGUAUUUGGUGGACAGCCAACCAAACCCGAUCACAACUUUGUACCUUGUGCUGUGUUCAGCAUACCUCCACUCUCUGUAGUAGGCCUCAGCGAACAGCAGGCUAUAGAGCAAGCCAAGAGUGACAUUCUGUUAUUUACAUCGACAUUCAAUCCCAUGAAGAACACAAUCUCUGGAAGGCAAGAGAAGACAAUUAUGAAGCUGAUUGUUGAUUCCGAGACUGAUAAAGUACUCGGUGCAUCCAUGUGUGGUCCAGAUGCACCUGAGAUUAUGCAGGGUAUCGCCAUUGCACUCAAGUGCGGAGCCACUAAAGCACAAUUUGACAGCACGGUGGGAAUCCAUCCAUCAGCUGCUGAAGAAUUUGUAACAAUGCGGUCUCUGACGAGGCGUGUUGCUGCUGGUGGUAAAGCGAAGACGAAUUUGUAAGGAGAAUUUUCAUCUCCAAAAGAAAUUAUAGCUUGCAUUUCAUUUGUCAUGCAAAAAUAAUUUUACCCACAGAUUGUUGUUAAAAACCCAGUUACUGGAGGUCCCACCAGUUUCCUACCUGUUUUACGAAACAGUUGAGAUUGUUGUAAAAACAUUCCAAAGGUUACAGGGUGAAAUCUGCAUUGUCAUCAAAAACUUAGUUGUAAGCUCGUCGCCCGUUACAUAGGUCGAUGCUCGUGAAGGGCAGCAGUAAGGAGCCGAGACUUCAUGGCCGGGGUGGAGCACUUGUGCCUCCCCACUGGUGCGAGGAUGAUGCUGCACCAGCCUGUGGUAUGUGCUGCUGGGGUGCAUGGAGGCCAAGAAGAGGCUGAGGAGGAGGGCAGGGUGCUGAUGAUAAGCUUCGGGGUGGGGUUCAAGUGCAACUGUUGCUUGUGGGAGAUGCUGAUCAGAGACAUGGAGGCGCGGGACGACCGUAUCCAAAGCUAAGCUGCCCUCCUCGAUCCCUAGUCAACCCCUUCAUUUAUGGGUGGAUCCAUGACGACGACCAGGCUCUUCUUCUAGAGUUCUAUCUCCUUUCUUUGAUGUUUUUGGGAGAUAAUAUAGUUGUGUUCGUGUG